AUGUCUACCAUCAUCACCAGCCCCAAAUGCAAUCGAUGCUGCCCUGACCCUAAGCUCCCCCAUCGCCAUGGCUUCUCGCCUUCAAAGCUAAGAACUGAAUCAGGCCUACCUCAGAAUAACUUCCUUCCUGAGGAUCAGACGUCUAGUGGUGAUGAUAGCCAGGAUGAGAACGACGGAGAGGGAGACGGCAAUCCUCCAAACCCCUUCGAGCCGGUGACAACUACGGCACCCCAAGAUCAGCGAUCUAUAACUGCGCAGUCAAUGACGACCGAUAACCCAUUCAUACCCUCUCCAACCACAGGCCAGGCUGGCACGUCUACUUCUGCCUCAUCUUACCCGCCCACUUCGACAGAAACAGCCACGACCACCUCUCAAGGGCUUCUUUCCACCGGCUCGACAUUUUCCAGUUCCUUUGCUACGAGUUCAACUUCACUGGUGCCACUUGCCAGUGACAGUACCGAGUCGGCCGCAGCAUCGACCACGGAAAUUUCUGCCAAUGAGACUGUCAGCGCCUCGAGUCAUCCCAUAGCUAAAGCUGCAAUCAUAGUCCCGUCCCUGUUGGGGGCUGUGGCCGCUGUUGUGGCUGUCUACCUUCUCUUUCGUUAUUGCAACCCGCUCAAGGCCAGAUGGGCGAUUUACCGCGCACGACAAGGCCAGAGGCUACCUGGAGAGGAAGAAGAUGGAAUGGCAUCGAAAGCAGCUCCGCAAAUGUCUGAAGCGUAUGCCACGCGGGCCAAAGAGGCGCGACCUGCUUCAACCGUGGUCACGACAGCACCAUCGGUCACCAGAGGCACAGCUAUCGCUCUACCUAUCACGACUACACGCGCGCCUCCACCAGUUCUGGUCCGCAGUGGUUCGAAGAAUAACCCUCCCAACGGCGCAGCUUCUGACCACCUUCAACGAUCUCAAAGUACUCGCAGUAGACGAAGCCUCCACGACAGUACUGCAGCUCCACCCGCGUACACUUCAGGCGGCUCUGGAACAUAUCUUUCCCAGUUCAACGUGGAGGAGGAGUACGCGGGCUCUCGAAGCGUGGACGGUCAAUUCAGACAUCCCAACGGUCUGGCGAACAAUCCUCCGACUCCUGUGGCGCGCAACGCACCUGCCUUAGCAGAAAGAGACGAAGCCAUGAGCACCGUGCCCAACCUUCCUUCUCCCAGAAGCCUGACGAUCUCGGGCCUCGGCAUGAUGGACUUCCCUCUGCCACCGACUACACCGUCGACGGCGCAUUUCUCCACUCCAACUCCCCCCGAAUCGAACUUUAACUCUCCACGGCGACUUCGCAAAUCCAUCACCCCCUCCGAGAGCAUCUCCAACGUCCCCGACUCGCCCUUCCCGUUCUCGCCCGCGCUCAUGCCCCCGGUACCGUUGUUAAAUUCGCGCUGGAGCCGCAACUCGUCGAGCGUGAACGGGCGGAUGAUGGCCCCUGAGGAGGAGAGAGGCACGAGCCAGCUGCGACACAGCGCAGGCCCGGGUCUAGUGGACAUGACGAUAUUGCCGCCGCUACCGCGUUCCCCGUCUCCAAAGAGAUCUAGGUCAUCAAUGGUAUCUCCCCCAUCUUAG
Molecule: messenger RNA, 1563 nt
Organism: Cladophialophora psammophila CBS 110553
Lineage: Eukaryota; Fungi; Ascomycota; Eurotiomycetes; Chaetothyriales; Herpotrichiellaceae
Exons: 1
Coding region: 1-1563 (520 amino acids)
Source: RefSeq, a predicted model, not a curated record